UUAUUGACAAUCCCUCAGGCGAAAUCCACUGAUGAAGGCACAUAUAUCUGUGAAACGGAUGACAUACAUCCUGGUCACACGAUCUCUUCUCCACCUGCACUUAUCCAUGUUCAAAAUCAUGAAGUGCCUGUAAUUGAUCCUCCAUUGCAAACUGCAAUGGCUGGUAAGCCAGCCGAAAUACACUGUUGGCUACCUAACAGACCGUACGCUUCGUUGAGAUGGCGUAAAGAAGAGGGAAAGAUUGCUGAAGAUGCUAUUGACAAGGAUGGUACAUUGACGAUCCCAAACAUAAAAUCUUCGGACGAGGGCAACUAUAUUUGCUUUACGGAUGAUAUUCAUCCCGGACACACAGUUUCUUCAGCACCCGCACACAUUCUUGUUGAGCAUUCUCAAGUACCUGAAAUUAAUCCCCCGCAACAGACGGUAGUGGCUAAUCAAACCGCCCAAAUAAACUGUUGGUUACCGGAUCGACCAUACGCGACCUUACAAUGGCGUAAGGAAGAUGGGGAUCUAAGUGAUAAGGCUGUUGAUAAGGACGGUAUAUUGACAAUUCCGAAUGUUAACAGUACUGAUGAAGGCACUUAUGUAUGUUUCACAGAGGACGUGCAUCCCGGACAUAUUAUCUCCUCGGCACCUGCCCUAAUCCAUGUUCAGAAUCCGCAAAUACCUCAAGUCGAUCCCUCUCAACAGACCGUAACUGUCAAUUCAGUAGUGCGAAUCAGUUGUCGCCUACCUGGUCGACCAUAUGCAACACUGCAAUGGCGUAAGGAGGGUGGUGAUAUCAGUGAUAAAGCCACUGACAACGAUGGCGUAUUAACUAUUCCUGAUGUAAACAUUUCUGAUGAAGGCACAUAUGUAUGUUUUACGGAUGAUGUUCAUCCUGGGCACACAAUUUCUUCUGCACCUGCACUUGUUCAUGUUAAAAAGCCUGAUGUGCUUGUGAUUGACCCACCUCAGCAAACAGUGACCAUAAAUGAAACUGCUCAAAUACAGUGCAGUGCACCAAAUAGGCCUUACGUCACGCUUAGAUGGCGUAAGCAGGAUGGGGUUAUCAAUGAGAAUGCCACAGAUAUCAGUGGAUUUUUGACAAUCCCUCAAGCGAGA
Anisakis simplex (herring worm) is the source of this 1104-nucleotide messenger RNA. The record is from the annotation of a GenBank genome assembly. Lineage: Eukaryota; Metazoa; Nematoda; Chromadorea; Rhabditida; Anisakidae.